Molecule: messenger RNA, 470 nt
Organism: Owenia fusiformis
Lineage: Eukaryota; Metazoa; Annelida; Polychaeta; Sabellida; Oweniidae
Source: the annotation of a GenBank genome assembly
GUCAUGAUGUUACCAUACUAAAUAGAGAGAGUGGCAAUGCAUACAAUUUCUUCUACUGGAAAGAAGAUGGAACUCCAAUAAAGAUUGGUAGCUCAGGCUCCGAUGGUAAAUCCUUUGAAGCAGAUGAUAAUAAAUUUCCAAUGGGUUAUUACGACCUUUUGCCACAGUCUGAAUGUCCAGAUGUAUGUGGCUACUACUGUAAAAGAUGUAAGCUACGUAGAAAGGAGAAACUGGUCACAAAGUGUUCAGAGUGUCAACUGAUGAGGAAUGAAGGAUACACAAAAUGUGAUGCAUGUGUCGUGUCUGGGAGCAAAUAUCAAUGUUUCAACUGCAAGGAAUAAAGGAGUUUUACUGUACAAUGAGACAAAAUAGACUACAACAAUAACAAACUUUUAGAGAAACAUCCCUAUUUAUAAUAAUAUGCUGUCAAAUAAUUCUUGAAUAAAUGACAAUUAUCCAGAGUAAUGAAA